This is a messenger RNA of Sinocyclocheilus anshuiensis, 1035 nucleotides long. RefSeq names its product homeobox protein zampogna-like. Gene Ontology annotation, cellular component: nucleus. NCBI's taxonomy places the organism in Eukaryota, Metazoa, Chordata, Actinopteri, Cypriniformes, Cyprinidae. The transcript is spliced from 2 exons. The record is from RefSeq and is a predicted model, not a curated record. Gene Ontology annotation, biological process: regulation of transcription by RNA polymerase II; cell differentiation. Gene Ontology annotation, molecular function: RNA polymerase II cis-regulatory region sequence-specific DNA binding; DNA-binding transcription factor activity, RNA polymerase II-specific. Bases 307 to 1023 code for a protein of 238 amino acids.
AGAUUUCGGUGGGUAUUCAAUUCUACACGUCUAUUUUAGAGGGAGGAGCGAAAUGCUCCAGUAAGCCCAUUGGCAACGCGUCGGGAAGGGAAAGAGAGGAAACUGCUGCACACAUGACAUUUUCUGACACUUUGCUCGUUGAUUGGGUCAGGAGACGUUUUGCCGCAAUUAAAAGACACGCAAAGAGGAAACCAAUUACACUGCGGACUAAUUCACCGCCAUGAAAGCGCAGGAGCUUCCCAGAUAAAAGCGUAGAACUGCGGGCCAUCGAAAAUUGACGAGGGGGUUGCGUAGGUUAUGUUUUAAAUGGCGAAUAACCGCACCUCCUUUUCCAUUCACAACAUAUUAAACGGAGGAUUUGAUUGCGAGAAAAAUGCCGGAUUUGAUGAGGAAUACGCAGAAGAGCAGGAGGCGCGGGGUUGUUCAAGCUCUUCUCUGCCGGUGGGGAACGCUGGAGCUGAGAGCAUUUCUUCCUGUGUGCUCGUGCUGGACUCCUCAUCCUCCGACCAGCAUUCAUGUGAGGAAGGAUCAACGGGAGGAGAAGACAACUCACUAGAAAGACAGCACGAUCACGACAAGGACCAAGAGAAACCACAGAGCUGCAACUGUGAAGACAACCCCAAAUCCAGCAAAAAAAGGUCGCGGGCAGCGUUUUCUCACGCACAGGUGUAUGAGCUGGAGCGCCGCUUUAACCUGCAGCGGUACCUGUCCGGUCCAGAACGGGCCGACCUGGCAGGAGCGCUCAAACUGACCGAGACACAGGUGAAGAUCUGGUUCCAGAACAGGAGAUACAAAACUAAACGGCGACAAAUGGCAGCCGAGCUCGCGACAACUCCCACGACAACCCUGGCAAAGAGAGUGGCAGUGAAAGUACUGGUGAGAAACGACCAGAGGCAAUACAACACCGAGGAGCUGCCCAGUCCGUCUGUUCCUCCAUUAUACCAGUCAUUCCCUUACUAUCCUUACAUGUUCUGCUUCCAGCCGUGGGUCUCAGGAAACACUUUAAGUGGUGGUCUGUACUGAUUUACCGGAGCU